ACCACUCUCCAAGCUCUUUUGUAAAAUAAUCCCUAAAAUAUUUUGCUUUAAUUUCAUAUUGAAAGGUUUAUGUCGACUGGAGAAGCGCAAUGGAAGCACAGGCAGGCAUGUUGCUCACUGAUGCAUCCACAGAGAGUAUUCACUAUUAGAAUGAGGCUUUCUUUUAAUUUUUUCUUGAAUAAAAGCCACCCCAGCACAGACGGAAGGAUAAGCCAUGCAGUCACUUAUAUGCACGAUACAUGUCGCCUAUUUAACCACACAGCUAGUUACAAAAAAUACGAUGCGUUCUCAUGGAAUGUAAUGAUAAGAGAACAUGCCAACUCUAACAGUGAAGAGAAGGAAGCUCUUGCACUCACAAUUUAUUCUCAGAUGCAGCAAAAUGGCAUUCAUGCAGACAAAUACACAUUUCCCUUCGUGCUCAAGGUUUGUGCUAAUUUAUCAGCUCUGCAAAAGGGGAAACAGAUUCAUAAUCAUGUUAUUAGACGCGGCUUCCAAAGGGAUAUUUAUGUGGGCAAUUCUCUGGUAAGUAUGUAUGCGAAGUGCCGAAAGGUAGAGGUUGCAAGGCAAGUGUUUGACAGAAUUUCUCAGAAAGAUGUGGUCUCAUGGAAUGCAAUGAUUAUUGGGUAUGUUCAAUGUGGGAUUCCCGAGGAAACCUUAGUUUUUUUUCAUCAAAUGUAUUUGGAUGGUGAAGGUGUCCUACCUGAUCAGGGUUCUUUUGUAAGUGUACUCCAAGCCUGCACGGAUUUGCUACGAGGAAAAUGGAUACACAAAUGUGUAAUUUGUGCAGGAUUAGAGGCAGAUGUUUUCGUGGGUAAUUCUCUUGUGGACAUGUACUCGAAGUGUGGGAAUAUAAAGAAUGCACGUCAUGUAUUUGAUAAAAUGCCCAGUAGAAAUGUGGUUUCAUGGAAUUCAAUGAUUGCAGGGUACACCCAAAAUGGAUAUUUGAAUGAGGCGUUGAAACUGUUUUGUCAAAUGCAGACACAAGGUGAAGGUAUCAAAACAGACUUGGUUACAUUGGCCAGUGUCAUUCCCGCCUGUGCUCAAUUGGCAUCUCUGCAAAUAGGUGAGUGGAUGCAUGGCUAUGUAAUUAAAAGUGGAUUUCUUUCCGACAUUGUUGUCGGUAAUUGUCUGAUUGACGUGUACACCAAAUGCAGACAUGUCGAAAGUGCCCGUCAGCUGUUUGGCAAUAUGCCCAAAAAGAAUGUGAUAUCAUGGAGUGCAUUGAUAGCUGGAUAUGUCCAGAUUGGAAAAGCCAGUGAAACUUUGGCACUGUUUAAUCAAAUGCAAGUGUUGGACAUGAAACCUGAUGCAGUGACAAUGCUAAACAUGUUGUCAGCAUGUACUCAUUUAUCAGCAUUGCAGCAAGGUAAGUCACUACAUGCUUACAUAAUAAGCAGUGGAUAUGAAUCAGAGGUUUUUGUUGCCAACGCCCUCAUAGACAUGUAUGCUAAAUGUGGGAGUUUAGAGCUUGCAUGCUUAUUUUUCACCAAAAUGUCUAAUAGGGAUCUGGUUUCAUGGAAUUCAAUGAUUGCUGGGUAUGGAAUGCAUGGGCAAGGUAAAAAUGCAGUUGCUCAUUUUUGCCAACUGCAGCAGUCUAGCAUAAAGCCAAACGAUGUCACUUUCCUGUGUGUAUUAUCGGCUUGCACUCAUGCAGGCAUGGUGAACGAAGGCUGGGAAUAUUUUUAUUGCAUGAAACAACAGUAUGGCAUCACACCAAAACUGGAGCACUAUGCAUGCAUGGUUGAUCUUCUUGGCCGUGCUGGACAUCUGGAUGAGGCGGUACGCUUCAUUAAUAACAUGCCACUAGAACCUGGUGCCAGUGUGUGGGGGGCCUUGCUAGGUGCUUGCAGAAUCUAUUCCAAUAUUACGCUAGGAGAGUGUGCGGCAGAGAGGCUUUUUGAGUUAGAGCCUGAAAAUGCAGGGCUUUAUGUUCUGUUGUCAAAUAUAUAUGCUGCAGCUGGCAGGUGGGAUGGUGUAGCUAAGAUGAGAACAAUUAUGAAAAAUAGUGGAUUGAAAAAGACUCCAGGGUGCAGUUUCAUUGAAGUGAAGAAUAAGAUUCAUGCAUUUCUCGUGGAAGAUAGAUCACACCCUGAAUCUGAAAAGAUUUAUGCAACAUUACAGAGCUUGGCUGUGAAGAUGAAAGCAGCAGGGUAUGUGCCCAAUACAAGUCUUUUACUCCAGGAGAUGGAGUAGGAGAGAAGGGAGCAUAAGCUGGGAAUUGUUUGGGGUUUAUGAAUUAAAGUCCUGGAAUCCCUGUCUGAAUUCCUAAAUAUCUUGGUAUGUAGCACAUGUAGGGAAUUGCUUCAUUUGCUAAUGAAUAUAUUCUUUGAUCUCCUCAUCUAUACAGACACACAGAGAGAGUCCAUGGCGUUGGCGUAGGCGUAAUCAGGAACAUAACAGCAUUUUCUCCUGGUUUGAGUCAGAGCUAAUCACCACUCCCAUAAAGGACACAAUGGCCUGUACAAGCCUUCGUUCUCCAACCAGAUAUGGUAUUUCACAAGAAGUAAAUUACUUUAUUCGAAAGCUACCGAAGUGUAAACUGCUGAAACAUUACUCCUUCGGAUUACCCUAGAUGACAAUUUAGAGGUUUCUGAACCCUCCUCUCACUCCAGGCAGACAAAGCCCAAGUGGUGUCCAAUGGAUACUUUCUAUAGAUCUUUAGUUAAUCACAAAGACCUCUCAAUCUCCUUAUUAUUUUGGCAGAGCUCUCAUGAGUUUGAAAAAUGAAAAUAAUUAACAGAGAACGAUUUUAUAACUAAAGUAAAAUAGAAUCAAAGUUCAUCAAAAAAAUAUUAAUGAAUUUAG
Messenger RNA from Cryptomeria japonica (Japanese cedar), 2805 nucleotides. RefSeq names its product pentatricopeptide repeat-containing protein At1g11290, chloroplastic. The record is from RefSeq and is a predicted model, not a curated record. Gene Ontology annotation, molecular function: protein binding; RNA binding. The coding region runs from base 70 to 2193 and encodes 707 amino acids. NCBI's taxonomy places the organism in Eukaryota, Viridiplantae, Streptophyta, Pinopsida, Cupressales, Cupressaceae. Gene Ontology annotation, biological process: RNA modification. The transcript has a single exon. Gene Ontology annotation, cellular component: intracellular membrane-bounded organelle.